Cooperia oncophora is the source of this 3411-nucleotide messenger RNA. The record is from the annotation of a GenBank genome assembly. Lineage: Eukaryota; Metazoa; Nematoda; Chromadorea; Rhabditida; Trichostrongylidae.
AUGAGUAACGUCUCGAUUUUAUUCAUUUUAUUUUACAGAAUGGUGGAGGCUAUUAGGGAUCGAAGUUUUGAUUGGCUUAGCAACGUUGCAAGCUCGUCAACGACACUUGAAAAAGUGCUCAACACAAAUGGAAACUGCAAUAAUGUUUCUGGUUGGGAUGAGUUGGUCGACUUAUACGCUGCACGAUUACAGACAGGCGACAAUUCGAGUUGUCCAAGUUCUUCAAGAAAACGGCCGGGCAGCGAAAGUAAUGGAGGAGCCGCUGAGAAAAUCAGAAUCAUUGAGAAUAGAAUCAAAACAGCGAAAACUAAAAAUAAUCAACUGACUUGUCCAAUAUGUGAGUAUUCGAUACCACCAAAUAUCUUCAAAGCAGAUUUCGCAGUGAGGAAAUUCGUGCGACAUCUUCGUAAACAUGAAGGAGAGCUUGACAAUUCAACAAAAGCUCCCUGCACGUCAUGCUUCAGUUUCCAUAAAAAGUCUAAAAUGGACGAACAUUUUAAGCAAGAGCAUAGUGAAACUGAGAGGUUCGAAGUGCGUGAAGUCAUCUGCUUUACCAACUCGACUCAUAAAUAUCAAAAGUUGAUUGACUCUCUAGCAGCGACAUUGAAGAGUACUACCACUAUAGAAGAUAACUGCUCACGCAUUCCUGAAAACUCUAUUUUCACUGGUUCUACGAGGAUGGGGCUAGGGAAAUAUAGGGAAAAUUGUCGUCAGAAGUUCCUCGCCAUAUCUGACCGAAGCGCACUGUUUCGUUACAAAUAUCGUCAAACGUCGAAUUUACCUUUUGCAUGGUUAUGUCCACUAUGUGACGAGUCCGCUGCAGUUGCACGGUGCUCAUCUUUUCACAAUGACAUCUCGCUACGCCUUUUCGUGCUCAGGCAUUUUGCAGUUGAACACCACAAUCUUGAAGAUAUCGAAACAACCAUACAACAAGAAUGGGCAAUAUUAUCAUACGAGAUUGGAUUCGAUUUGGAGUAUCAUGUGAUCGAAACAGCGAAGCUGCUCCGGCAAACGCAACGAAGCAAUCUUUUCUACACCCUAAGAGGUAUAAAAACUGUUCAUCGCGAUGCACUUGUUCAUGAGAUGUUCGGGCGAAGUACAAACAAGGAAGAAAUAUGUGCUUCCGAUCACUGUAUAUGCAUCGUCUGCUUCAAACCUGUUCUGAAAAAGUCGUUGGGCAGACAUCUGUCGACUGCUGGACAUGAAUGGCUCAGUCCUCACGCGGAACACGGUGAAUUUCGUGAAGUUGCGGAGAUUUCUGAAGUAGGAACGAUGAAUUUGCACAAUUUUCCAUAUAUUGCUCUUUUUUACUCGAAAGUCUUCCGUAUUCGGGAAGAAGACGAUUGUGAAUCCAUCACGUUUUUGAAAUGGCGAUGUGUGCUUGAGAGUUCAGUCGCCGGCCACGUUGACGACGUCCUCGAAUUUCCAACUAAAGAGCUAUUGAAAAUCCACGCUCUCAAGCACUUUGAAACGUACCACCAAGAUUUCUUUUCUCCCGAGUACUACCAGUAUGAAAGGUAUCUUGUACAGUGCGAGGACCAUUGUUCUCCAUACUAUGAUGUGUCGAUUGCAGAGCUCUUCUACAACAAGAGCUACCGACUGCCACAGAUGUAUACUCUUAUUCUCCCCUAUCCUGGAGCUUUGACAAUGAGCCGUUUGAUACCACCAAUCCAAACCAUUUCAACGUCCCAUUUAGGACGAAGCUUUUGCCGAGGAGUUGUAACGAUAUCCAGAUAUGUGGCUUUUAUUUCUGGGGUGGAUUUCCUUCUCAAUUCGUUACUCAUAUUGCUAGUCACGGAUACAUUGACAUCGGAUUCUAGCAAAAAUGGAUCGCCAGCUGCUCGCAAUGAACAGGAAGCCAGAUGUCCCGAUUCUUCUUCGGCCAACCCGGAGGCUGAUGUACAUCCGGUGGAAAUCUUUGUGCCUCGAUCUGAAUGUUCCUCAGCUGAUGUAUCACGAACGAACGAUCCCUCAUCCACUGGUUGCACCGAAGAUCCAGAAAUUGGCGUCAUUGAGUUCAGUAAUGUACCUGAGAAAGAAGAGCCACUUUUCAGCAGCCUUGUUGUGCCGAAGGGUGAAGCUACUCAAGGUACAACUACCAUCCGCAUAGCUGCUUCAACCUCGGAUUCUACAUCUGCUGCCAAUCCGCCUUCGACUGUUUCAGCAAAUAACGAUGAAUCUUCGACUGCUUCGACUAAUACUGAACAAGACGUGGCUCCUGUUUAUGGACCGGAUAAUCUAGAUGUUCAAGAACACAAGCUGAUCAUUCAUCGAAAGUUCCUGUGGGAAGGACCUCCUCCACCACCUUUAGAUGCGGAGCAAACCCAACAACUUGUUUGUUUAGCGCGAAAUGAGUGCCCAUUUUGCACAACUGCUCGUGGACCUCGCGGUCUUCGUAUUCCACAAUUCGCGAACGACGAGAUCAAAGAAGAAAGUAUGCUCGCACAUGUUGUUAAAUUCCAUUACAAGGACCCCGCGGCUCGUUGGGUGUUGAAUGCGAAACGGUUCCACAUGUCGACUGGAGGUCGUCAAACCCCUCUGAAAUUUCUUUUGGAACCCACGAAUGAUGGAUGGUUGCUGUGCUCAUCGUGCGAAAAGGCAUCCUUUGACAGAAUAGCUAAUCUUCGUGUUCACUGGGCUUGUUGCGUUAAUGUUUGUGGAAGAUAUCGGAAGGAUCUACGUGAAGGAAGAUUGGUCCUUGAGUCGCCUUCAACAGUUGGGAAGCUUCCUAAGCGUCGAGGGAAAAAUGAAGCAGUUAAAUGCCCACUUCCAACAUGCGUUUCUGCGUGGCGUCCAAGCUUCAAAUAUCCUAAUUCUGUCACCCAGAUUGCACACAUGAUAUCUCAUCACGGCACGGAUAAAGAAGCUUACGAAACGGCAUUGAAAUUAGGAGAAACUGAAAGACUUGCUGAGGAAUUCCCCUUCCUGGAUGUGGCGAAAUCUUUUGCGAAUUCACUUAAUGGCACAGAACUAUGUCUUCAGUGUGUUAAAUGCGAUCGAGGGUUUCACUCUCCCUACGAGUUGGAACAGCACGCGAAGCGGUAUCAUCCAACGGAAAAGCAUUACUCGGGAGCACCAAAGUGCCCGUUUGGAUGCAGUAAACGAUUGCAACGGCUGAAAAGCGGGGUUACUGAUAACGUCUUGCGACUUCUUCAUGUUAUGAUAUGCCAUCUACCAGAUCCAGAUGCAGUAGCAUGGGUAGAAAAUUGGAUGAAAAAGCACGAAUCUGUCAUGGAGAGUGAACCUGUCUUCAAGUUUGACGUCCGGGAGUCGCUCAACACCUUCUGUGGAAUCUGGCGAAUGUCACAUCAUGUGCACUUGGUGCAGCACUUUGAUCGAGGGCCACAAAUAUUUCGCGCAUCGAAGGCGAGGAAGCGGUUGCUACGACCGCACAGAGAGAGAUUCUGUUAA